Plodia interpunctella (Indianmeal moth) is the source of this 1999-nucleotide messenger RNA. Its product is annotated as allantoinase-like. Gene Ontology annotation, molecular function: cobalt ion binding; zinc ion binding; allantoinase activity. Gene Ontology annotation, cellular component: cytoplasm. The transcript is spliced from 12 exons. The record is from RefSeq and is a predicted model, not a curated record. NCBI's taxonomy places the organism in Eukaryota, Metazoa, Arthropoda, Insecta, Lepidoptera, Pyralidae. Gene Ontology annotation, biological process: allantoin catabolic process; purine nucleobase catabolic process. The coding region runs from base 78 to 1850 and encodes 590 amino acids.
GUAGCUUCAGUAAGAAGAAAAUUUUCACGGCUUAUUUCAGUUUUCCAUGGCGCGCGUCUCGUAACUAACGUUUAAUCAUGAUCAAAUUACAAAUACUUUCCAUAAUAUUAACAUUUUCGGGGACUUUAAGCGAAAUAAUAAAUGUAACGAGAUUGCCAGAAAAACAAUUAUUUUUAAGCAAGAGAGUGGUAACAGAGAUUCAAGAAUUUGAUGGUGGCAUACUGGUUGAUGAAAAUGGAAAAAUUGAAGCAAUACUUACUCGCCAGUCCGUUAAUAUUAUUCUCUCGAGUGAUCCUAUGAAUUACCAGAUUGUAGAUGGAGGUAAGCUAGCUUUGAUGGCGGGUGUGGUGGAUUCUCAUGUACACGUGAAUGAACCUGGGCGCACGUCGUGGGAGGGCUACGUGACAGCCACGCAGGCCGCGGCGGCGGGCGGCGUCACCACCAUCAUUGAUAUGCCUUUAAAUUCUAUUCCACCGACUACUACUUUGAAUAAUUUAAAAACAAAGGCUUCUGUAGCUAAAGAAGAAGUUUUUGUGGAUGUUGGUUUCUGGGGUGGUGUCAUCCCAGGUAACGAGAUAGAGUUGCGCGAUAUGAUCAAAGCGGGUGUGGUAGGAUUCAAAGCUUUUUUAAUUGACAGUGGAGUACCAGAAUUUCCUAAUAUUAAUAAUGAUCAACUCAAAAAAGUAUUUGCGGUGCUCAACGGUACAGGGACAGUUUUGGCGUUCCAUGCAGAGACAGAUGUAGGAAUAAGCACAAAAUGUAACAAUAGCAAGAAUAGCAGUUGUCCAGAUCCAGUUCUGUAUCAUACAUAUUUACAGUCACGGCCAGAUGAGAUGGAACUUGAAGCUGUAUCGUCGAUUGCAUCGACACUAACCAAUACCGAUGUCCACGUUCACAUAGUCCACGUGUCUGCUGAAGGCGUAGUGCCAGUGUUGGAGAAGGCCCGGGCGGAGCGCCUGGCGGCCGGCCACCGGGGCUGGCGCGGCGGCAUCACUGCAGAGACCUGUCACCACUACCUGACUCUUAGCGCUGAGGAGGUCCCGCCCGGACACUCUGAGUUCAAAUGCUCACCACCUAUUAGAAACCUUACCAAUAAGGAAAAACUUUGGGAGUAUAUCAGAGAUGAAAGAUUGGAUCUAGUCACUUCAGACCAUUCCCCUAGUAUCGAAGGAUUGAAAGGUGAAAAUUUUAUGACGGCUUGGGGAGGCAUUUCUUCUGUUCAGUUCGAUCUUCCACUAUUUUGGACACAAGCAAAGGCGCGUGGUUUCAGUUUGAGUACAGUCAGCCACUAUUUAUCGGCGGGGCCGGCGCGACUGUGUGGGCUGCAGGAGAGGAAGGGAUCCAUCCGACUCGGACUCGAUGCUGAUCUCGUUUUCUUCGACCCCAAUGCCUCAUUCAUUAUCACGCCACAGAAAAUACGAUACAAAAACAAGAUAAGCCCUUAUAUGAACAGGGUAUUGACCGGUAAAGUGAUGGCCACUUAUGUCAGAGGCCAACUCGUUUAUGCUGACGAACAAAUUAUCGGAAGACCUAAAGGAAAACUGCUGUUAAACUAUGAAAACAAUACUGUAGAAAGCAUUGAUGCACCAGAAAAAAAUACACAUAAAGUUGAACUUUUAAAACCUGUAGAAGAGGAAAGUAUGAUCAAGGCAGUGGCAAUAGGGAACAAAACCUUGGAGAGGGAAUUACCUUCAGCGCGGAAACAAGAAUCAUCGGCGAAUCUACAAGGCUCUGGACAAAUGAAAGAAGGGCUCAAAGUAAAUAGUACAUCUCUAGUACAAAAUAAUAUCUCGCAUAUUAUUAUCAUUAUGCUACUGUUUUCACUUAAUUUCUUUUACGAGUUCUUUUAAGUUAAUAGAAUUGUAAAAACACAUUUCUUUUCACAUCUUUUUUUAUAAAUGUACCAUAACAUUAGUGGGAAGUGUGUAAAAUACCUAUAAGUAGAAAUUUAAAACGCUAAUGAGAGUGAGUCUCACAGUUUUUGUUUUUCAUUAUAAUU